UGACUACAUUUGCUCGUGCAGUACACAGCAGCAGCAACAGCGUGGUGCUCUGGCUCUCCAGCUCUGCCCGGCAGACGCAUCUGCAGCUCGCUGAACAUCUGCGAGCCAAAGUUUUUCAUGUUCUCCCGUGGGUGAAUGCUGCCCAGCUGCACCAGGAAAAUGGGCACAGGGGAUUAUCUCUGCAUCGCUAUGAGCGGAGGGGCGCCGUGGGGCUUCAGGCUGCAAGGGGGCAAGGAGCAGAAGCAGCCCUUGCAAAUCGCCAAGGUUCGCAGCAAAAGCAAAGCAGCCAAGGCUGGACUGUGUGAGGGGGAUGAGGUGGUGUCUAUCAAUGGCAAGCCUUGUGGAGACCUAACCUAUGCUGAAGUCAUUGUUCUGAUGGAAAGCCUGACUGACGUCCUGCAGAUGCUUAUCAAGAGAUCCUCCAGUGGAAUAAAUGAAACCUUGAACGCUGAAAGAGAAAAUGGGAAGCACGAGAACAUAAAAAUUGAGGAUUAUGGGGAGAACACCACACUGCAACUGAACACAGCGCAAGAGAUACCCCAUGGAGAUUUAUGCAUCACAGAGAUUUACAGUGGGACUCACCACGGAGCAGCAGAAAGCAACACACACUUUGCUGAAACAAAACAAGAGACCACACAAAGCCACAGGGUUCCUCCCAAAGUGAUAGGCACCCCCAAAGUGAUCGUGACAGACGAGGCUGGUGUCAGGGAGACGACAGAAGAAGGGCCAGGUGCUGUGGUUGAGCUGCAGGUGUCCCUCUCAAAUGACGCCCACAAGGCCACCAGUGCUCCUGCUGUGACUCUGUUGGGGGCAGAAAAGCUCCCCCCUUCAGGCAGAGGACCCAGCGCCCAGCAGGGCGGGAGCAGCCCCCUCAUCGCAGUUCCCCUGGCUGUGAAGGAGGGCAACAUCCAGUGGUCAAACAAAGUAGUCCACUUUUCUAGCAGCAAGGAGGUCACGAGGAUCCAAGGUGCAGCUCCAUCUAUCCCCAGGGUGGAGGUGAUCCUAGACUGCUCGGACAGGGAGAAGGAAGCGCCCAGGUCUCCGUCUGAAAGGGGGUGUGUUGAUUCUCAAGUAGAAGGAGGGCAGUCAGAAGCACCUCCUUCCCUCCUCUCCUUUGCAAUCUCAGCAGAAGCCACAGUGCAGGGAGAAGACAGCAAGCACUCGGAAAAGGAACACAGACCUCUCAAGCACAGGGCAAGGCACGCAAGGCUCCGACGAAGCGAGAGCCUGUCAGAGAAGCAGGUGAAAGAAGCCAAAUCUAAAUGUAAAAGCAUUGCACUGCUGCUGACGGCAGCUCCCAACCCCAAUUCCAAGGGGGUGUUGAUGUUCAAGAAGCGCCGCCAAAGGGCGAGAAAAUACACUUUAGUCAGCUACGGGACUGGGGAGUUAGAACGUGACGAGGACGAGGAGGAAGAGGGUGAAGGUGAAGAGGGGGACAAGGAAAACACUUUUGAGGUGAGUUUGCUUGCAACGAGUGAGUCGGAAAUAGAUGAAGAUUUUUUCUCUGACAUUGACAAGGACGGCAAGAUCGUGACGUUCGACUGGGACAGUGGUCUGCUCGAGGUGGAAAAGAAGACAAAGAGUGGAGAGGAGAUGCAGACGCUUGCAGACAGCACAGGGAAAGGGGCCCUCAUGUUCGCCAAGAGGCGGCAGAGGAUGGAUCAGAUUACGGCAGAGCAAGAGGAGAUGAAGGCAAGCACAGUGCAGACAGAGGAGCACAGGGAAACCACCAUGACAGAGAACUUCCAGAAAGUGAGCUCUUCUGCCUAUCAAUCAAAAGAGGAGGAAAUGUCAAGACAGCAGAGCUGUGUGAGCAAAAGUUACACAGACGUGAGCCAGAAUCACAGCAAAGUGGUACAACAAAAUGGCUUUGGCUUAGCACCUGGCACAAACCUCUCUUUUCAGUCCUCUGGAACUCAAAAGGCAGCAUCUUUGAAUAAAACAGCAAAACCCUUCCCUUCUGGAGUUCAAAACCGAGCAGCUGCACCAUUUUCACCUGUAAGAAAUGUCACCAGUCCCCUUUCAGAUGCAGCAGCACCACCUCCUUACUGCUCUGUCAGCCCACCAGCUGAGGCUUUCUACAGACCUGUCUCAGCUCCUGUGGCCAGCAAGGCUGCCCCGCCCGCGUGGGCACCCACCGAGCCCACGGAACACAUCGCGUCCAGGGAUGAAAGGAUUGCCGUGCCAGCCAAAAGGACUGGGAUACUGCAGGAGGCAAAGAGAAGAAGCACUUCCAAACCUAUGUUCAAUUUCAAAGAUGCACCCAAAGUAAGUCCUAAUCCUGCCCUGUUGUCCCUUGUGCACAAUGCAGAGGGCAAAAAAGGAACUGGAGCUGGUUUUGAGUCAGGACCCGAAGAAGACUACCUCAGUUUGGGAGCAGAGGCUUGCAAUUUCAUGCAGACUCAAGCAUCUAAACAAAAGGCUCCUCCUCCUGUUGCUCCAAAGCCUUCACUCAAGGUGUCUCCUUCUCCCAGUACUCCAGUUUCACCGGUUUGGUCACCUUCAGCUGCAGCUUCCAACAAGCGUCCUUCUUUCCCAGCACCAGCCUCACCUCAGGCAGCGUAUCCUGCACCACCCAAAUCUCCACAGUAUCCUCAUUCUCCUGUCCAUCCCCCAAGCACUCUCGACCUUGCUGGUCCUUUCAAAGGGCCUCAGGCCAGCCUGGCGAGUCCAAACGUCCCCCCCAAGGCAACACCAGUCACCCCAAGUGCUGGAGAAACAAAGCCUCCCUUUGAGAUGCCACCAGCUAUGAGUGGGAAAGGAGCACAGCUGUUUGCCAGGAGGCAUUCCCGAAUGGAGAAGUAUGUGGUGGAUUCAGAGACUGUGCAGGCAAACAUGGCACGAGCUGCAUCUCCAACUCCGUCUUUACCAGCUUCUUGGAAAUAUUCAUCUAAUGUCCGAGCACCUCCACCCGUCGCUUACAACCCCAUCCACUGCCCAUCUUACCCUCCUGCUGCUACCAAGCCUUCCUCUAAGGCCCCUGCUGCUACCAAAAACACAAAAAGAAAACCUAAGAAAGGUCUCAAUGCCUUGGAUAUCAUGAAACAUCAACCUUAUCAACUCGAUCCGUCUUUAUUUACUUUCCAACCUCCUAAGGAAAGCCUUGCCAUGAAGCAGACAUCGAAGCUGUCCCCUUCAAAGCAAACACUGCCUUUACCUACCUACCUUCCACCUGGUGCUGGCUCUCCUACCAGGGCCCGGCCCUCUUCGGUGUACUCCGUGCCAGCCUACAGCUCCCAGCCUUCGUUCCCGUCCAACGCCUCUCUCCCAGGGAAUGAAUCCUAUUCACCCACAGGCUACUCUGCGUUCUCUAAGCCGGAAAGCACUACGUCCUCUUUGUUUACUGCUCCGAGGCCAAAAUUUUCUGCCAAGAAAGCUGGCGUCACUGCACAGGAUCCUUUUCCAGAUUUGCUAGCUUUAAAAUUCCAAACCCUUUGGUUCUAAAAAGGUUCCCUCUUCCAGUCUUGCCUUUUUACAUGAUGCAGCUUUCUGUACCUGAAGUCAAACACCCGGGAUUCCACUGAUUGCUUUGGUGGUUUGGCACAGCAAGUGCAAAUCUUAAUUACACAGCUUGGCAUAACGGUAUUUUAUAAUGGCUCUGCUCAGCUUGGAAUGGGAACACUAUACAAAGAAGAAACUUGACAAGAUCUUCAAAACCCUGUGGAUUCAGAAGCUCUGAAUGAACUCACUGCUGGUAGAUCUCUUGGGAAAAUAUGUAAGCCUGGUAAUUUCAUGGCAGCCUUGGUGCCCCCAUCACAACUUCACAGUACCCAUGACAACCACUGGUCUUAUUUUACAAUAGACAUUACUUUUGCAUGCCAUUACAUAAAGGAGAAGUUGGGAUCACUCAAGAGUUAUGUUUGACAAGUGGUUUUCAGGCUGGUUGCUUACUAAAGGAAGCCCUUCAGGUUUUCAUCAAAUGAUUUAAAAAGUAGAAAAAAUCCUGAAGCUCUAUGUUGAAAUGAUCUCUACAGAUGCAGACAUGAACUCUUCCUUUAUGAGCUAAGACAAACCAUAUGACAGUAAUCCCAUGGGUUUAAUAUUUGCUUCCUUAAGUAAGGCAGGCAAAGACUUUUUCUUUGUGUGCUAAUCAAGUCUCCAGUUAUCCUCUACAGCAUUUAAAGGAAAAAUCUAUUCCUCAUUGUAAUGAUCUUCACAAACUUUUUAAUUGCAAUGCAUGUGAAACCUGCACAAACAUCUGUGUUAAUAUAAUAACUGCACACUCCCUUAGGCUGAGAAAACUCAGCUAUGAGAGAAAUAACUUCCUGAAUUUACAGAUUAACUGUCUGGAUGAAGGCUUCCUUUGUGAUGAAUUAAUGUAAACCCAGCAUUUUCAAACAAUAAUCCUCAUUCUUUUGUACAUUUUAAAAACAGAAAUCUUAAACCAAAGACUCCCCUCAUAACUCCAGGCAAUUCAAAGAUAAGAUGCUAUGAAAACAAGCAGGUAAUUUCUAAAUAGAUGUCAAGACUGAACUGUUGAACAGAUGGGGUGUUUCUCUUGAUGUUUCCAUCUAGAUCUGAAACAGCAGAUUGUAAUGGUCUUAAGAAACAUACAACAAAAAGAAGAAAAGGAGGAACAUUACAGAAGUAAAAUACAAUUACAAAGGGUGACAUGGAGCACAACAUUCAGUUUCAGUGAGCCUUAACUGAUUGAGAAGCAAAGAAUUCAGCACAUUUAUAUUAUAAGCAAAAGUUUUCAUACAGUAAAAACCUAUGGACAAAUAUUUUCAGUUUUUUAAAAGAAAAUUCUUUUUUCCCCAAAACCCAUAAAUAACUGCUAGUGAUUUUUGGCUUUGAUUUGUGAGAAUGUUACUCCUCAGAGCCUCACUGUGCAGGUUGCUGUUGGUACAUGGCUCUAUGCUGCAAACAAAAGCAAAAUAUCUGGAAUCUGGGUACACUUGGUUUUCUUCCUAGAGUACUGAAGUGGUAGUGAUGCAAGCACCUGACACUCUGUAUAUAGAAUUAUGAGAAAAACAAUAUUAAACGCUGCUGUUUGCAUUGCAAAGCAAGGCACCUGGAAUUCUUGUUGCCUGUCUCAGCUUAAUCCAAUCUCCUUGGUUUGUGUGGCCAGAACAUCUGCAAUCAUGUCACAUCUGGUUCUUUUUGCUGUAGGACUCCAUCCAAGGAUUCCCAUCUGACAAACAGCUCUUUGCUGCUUUGUUUUGACAACAUUCUGUGCUCAGCACCAUUCCUUACUCAAUGCACACUCUUCAAAAGGUGCCCUUCAUACUGAAUUAUUUUCUUACAGAUUUCUGCUGUUAGCACCCAAAUCAUUCAGAAGCCAGGGUUCAUCUUUACACUGUUGCAUUCUACAAAUGAGUAAAUAAUGCAGGGGUUGAGCAGCACUGACACCAGGGCACUCUGUAGCCUUGGGUGUCCAGUUCAAGGCAUUUCAAGGCAUCUCCAGAGCUCAGCAGCACAUGCAGCAGUUACUCUGUCAGUGUGAUCCUUAACAUCCCUCUGUGAGUGUUAACAGCUGGCAGACUCCAGGUGGAAUUCCAGAAAUGGAACCCUCAGUGACCAGCUAGGAAUUCCAACCCACAAAACCACCUUUUUUUACAAUAUACUCCUGUGUUAGAGAACCCUAAUAUUUCCUAAAUGAAUCCCUGAAAUGGCACUGGUGGUGCAGAAAUCCUGAAAUUUAAUCCAAAUGCAUCAGCACUGGGCAAUGGUGCUUUCAUUUCAGAGCUUUGGAACAGCUGACCUGCCAACUUAACUAGCCUUGCUUCGAGGUAGCUUUUUAAGAGCCAAAAUAAACCCUGGAAUACUAUCAUGGAGCACACUGUAACAGGGGGUUGAACCACCAGAUACUUGUAGGAAUGAAUGAAUGAAACCCUCCUACCUCACAGGAUUUGGGGCUGGAACAGCUGUGCUCCUGUUGAGCCUGCAUUGUUCACACCCAGGACAUUUACACUGAAAUAUGGGACAUUUGAGACACAAAGAUUUCUGUCAAACCACUUCUAAAGCAGGUACAGGUACCACAUCUCAAGGUAGAAAGGUCAGAAAAUAGGACCAAGUUUGCACUGGUAGCUGUGCAAUAUAAAAUCCAGAAGGUGGCAGCAAAUAUUCUUCCUUACAAGAAAUAAAAGGUUCGUGGCAAGGAAAUCUAAGGUACCUACGACAAAAAGUUUCAGAUAUUUGCUUUCUGUAGGCAUAAGUGUACUGUAGUUAGAGAACUGCAUAAAGAUAAAGAUUAAAUGAAAAUGAAAAGCUGAUUUUCUUUCAUUUGCACAGGUACAAAGUGAGCUAAGUAAAUAAUUUAUGACAAGUCAGCAAUAGUCUUUUGGUUUUUUAACCAGGCAUUUUGCAGUAGUGAAGACCUAAUUCUAAUAAUUUACUUUCCUCUUCUAUCAUUACUUGACAACUAAAAAGGACUUUAUUUUCAAAAGGAACAUUUUUCACAAAUUUUAUGUGAGUUGCACAAAACUUAUGUGAAGUGGCUGGCAGUAAUGCUUCCUUAGUUUGUUUCCAUACAAAUUAUGAAAACAAAAUUGCUCUCACCUGAAAUAACACCACAUCUAGAAACAAUCCGAAUUUAGAAUAAAUUAUAUUCCAGUCCUCAAAUUCACUAUGCAUUUUCAGAAUCAAGCCCUGAUAAGACAGCUUUUAGGAAAUCAGGAUCAGGCCUGAACUUUUAAUCUAUUCCUGGUCUCAAUACAGCCACUGAUGAGGUUUUAAUUGUUAGGUGGGCUUCCCUCCCUCCCCAGCCAUUAGCCAAAUUUCUUCAUUCACAUUUUAGUCUACUGUAAACUAUUUCAAGAGUUUCAAAUAAAAAUUAUUUUCCCACUUUGUUUCAAAACUUUUGGAAGUUGAACUGUAAAAUAGCUGUAGCAUUUACUGCAGAGCUGGCAGAUUUGUGAGAGAAAUUAUUUUUUCAUUACAUAAAUGGUAAUGAAAUAUUAUUUAUUUAAAUAAUAAAUGGUUUGGGACAAAAAAAAAGUUGUAAUAAUAUUAACAAUAUGUUUCCCUUCCAUACUAAAUUCAGUUAAAAAAGCUGAAAUGCUUCUUUUAUGUUAAAAAAUGGAAAAAAGUAAAGAACUGAAAGGCAUUCAGUAUUAUUUAUUUUGUCCUACCAUUUUCUCAGUGGUUUGGUCUCUAACUGGAGUGGCCAUUAAAAGCCCAUAGAAAGACAAAGGAGAAAUGCAUCGCUCAGAGCUUUUUAUAAAGACAGAAUCACUUUUUGAGAUAAACCAACUGUUUUAUCUGCUUCCUCCUCCUUUGUCCCCUUUCUGUGUAAACAGCAUCCAGACACUAUUGUUAACUCAGAUUUUAAUGUGCUUUGAUACUGGAUUAAGGACCAGGACCAUAAUGAAAAGAUAAAAAUAAAACUGCUUUAUUGAUUUAGACAUGAAGGUCCAACUUUUUCAAGUGACUUCAUUAGGGAGGGGUUUAUGUGGAGAGAGUUUCACUGGACUAUUCAGAGUCCGACCCCCUUUUGUCUCCUUGACUGGUAAAAAGGCAGUUGUGGCGUGUAAACACACACACACACAAACACACACAAACACACACAGACACACAGACACACACACACAGACACACAGACGCAGUUUUCUCUUACUGAGAUGUGCUGCCUGAGACAGAAAAACAGCUGCUGGGAAAUCAUUUCACUAAGUAGUAUUAUGCAUCCUUAUUUAGUCUGGAAAACAAAAAAGACCUUUCAGACUCCUGCCUUUAAAAUUUGCACUAUUUUAUGCACCUAAGUAUUGUUCUUUUUUGUCUCGCAGCUUUUCAUAAUUAACAAGAAAAUUGAAAUAGCUUAAGUUGCAAAUAACCCAUUUUCCUGACUAUUGGUAAAGAUAUUAUUGAAUAAAAGUUAGGCAGCCACACUCAUCAAACUCACAUUAAGUAGAUCUGUACAUGCAUACAUAAGUACUGCUUUUACAUUCAUUUGCUUUUAUAUGGAAAUAGUUUCAUUUCAAAGUAGUAUUAUAUAAAUAUUAGUUUAUGUUAACGCACAUCUUAUAAAUGUCAGAGAUUCUUGCAGUGUCAUAAAUGUUUGCUUCACUGAACAGUUUAUAACUUGUUUCCAUUUUCAAAAUCAGUGUUAAUCUGAAACUAACCUAAACAAUUUAAUCUGUUUGCACAGACCCCCAAGGCACUCAGCAGCUGUCAGGAUUCUUUGAUGGCAAAGGACAGCUCUAAAUGGCCCUUCCUCUUCUUUACAUUUAGGAAUCACUUUCCCUUCAAUAACUAUUGUAGAAAAGGUUUUUCCCUCUGAAAACAUCCAGGAACUGGAAAAGAAUAAAUUAAUCAGUGUAGAGGGUUCUAGUUUGUCUUGCUACAUAAUACUUCAAUAUACCAAUAACUGUUUUACCACAAGAUUAUAGGAAUAGAAAAGGUGAUAAAGUAAUAAUUCUGAUAGCAUUUCAUUUUCUCUCCUUCCUUGAUUUCUGAUGUGGAGAAUGGAAAAUCUCUACCCCUCUUUUUAUGAUUUUUUUAUAGCUUAAGGGAGAAAGAGAGUAAUUAUUCUGUAGUUACACUUCAUGUUUUCCGUUGUGUCUGGGGUUUGUGCAUUGUUUCUAGUACAUGCUUGUCAACAGAUGUAUCUCCAAGAUUUAAAUAUAAAGGGGAAAUAUUAGAAAGUAUUAGCAUGUCUGGCUGCUGCUGUCCAGCAGAUGGAUGAUGAAUUCUAGUGAUUGGAAGUUGCCUUAAUUCCAGAGUUUGUUGGCUUGAAGGGGCUGAACACCAAAGUAGUGAACACAUUACUUUGUUAGUUAGUUAGUGGGGAUCUUCUUCCUCAAAUUCCCUCAGGCCCUUAUGGAAGUGACAAGGUUCUUCCCAUGUACUUCAGCCUUCUUCCAGGUAAAACCUCUGGAAUGAUGUUUACCCUCACAGGUUUUGUCAGCUCACAAUCCAAGAAGAUAAAUAUUAGCUAAACCCACACACUGCUCAGUCCUUACUUCAUGGAAGCAGAGAUUAUCCUUACUUUACCAAAGCUAGGGGAAACAGAUGUUCAUUUUCACAUUUUGGAAUUUCAAAGGUAAACCCCAGCCUAUUUAUAAAGAUAAUAAUAAAAAUCUUUAGAACUUUUUUCUAAAGACAAGCUAUCAAGUAGGAAAUGGAAGCCCAGACCAGGACUUCUACAUAAAUAAUACAAUAGAAUGAUUCAUUUUGAUUAAAAAGUCGUAAAACACACUUAAUAACUCACCAUUCUCUGAUUAAACUCUGUUAAAGAAAAUUAGUUCCUGCUUUAUAACUUAUGGUUACACCAAAAAGAUACUUCCAUAACUUGGUAAACUCGAGUUUUUCUCUAACAGGACAAACUAAACAGUGUCUUCAUCUAAAGGUCUUGAAAAGCCAGAUAUUUUAUCCAACGCUUGUUUAAACAGUAUCAUUUCCUUCUCACCUCUGAAACCCUACAAAGUACACACAGGGCUUUGAACUGGAAUUUCCAUUGAAGAAGAGGAACUUUUCUGUUCUAGAACCCUAUUGAGAGCAGCUAACACAAGCAGACUAACAAGGUGGGCCUGUUUGAUCAACAUCCCUCUCUAUGACCUUAUCUUCCUUAUAUUCUUAGUUACCACCUAAUUUCUUGUGGUCUGGGUUAUCUAAUUAAUUUCUAACAUUAGGGGGUGGGGGAGUGGGAUUAAUAAUGUUGGGCAGUUUUCUGUCUGGAAAUGCAAACUGGAAAUGGCUGAUCAUAGCUAAGAGGUGACAGGACAGUCCCGUCAUAAAACAUCGGUAGUCAAACUUGUCAAAACUCUCAUGACUUAACCUCUGAGUGUCACUACACUUUUUAAAACAGAUUCAGGCUAAGUAUGACCCAACUGACUGAACAUUAUGAAAUCUGAAGUCUCUUCCUCAGUUUCCAUCUCUCAUACAGAAGGCUGAUAUUACAACCUAACUUAAAACCUGAAGUUUCAAAUGU
Molecule: messenger RNA, 9868 nt
Organism: Passer domesticus (house sparrow)
Lineage: Eukaryota; Metazoa; Chordata; Aves; Passeriformes; Passeridae
Gene: SYNPO2
Product: synaptopodin 2
Exons: 5
Coding region: 136-3444 (1102 amino acids)
Biological process (GO): positive regulation of actin filament bundle assembly
Cellular component (GO): nucleus; stress fiber; actin cytoskeleton
Molecular function (GO): actin binding
Source: RefSeq, a predicted model, not a curated record